UCAAUCCAAAUGUCCUAACCACCUUGCCCGUGCACACGCACAAGAAACCUCUCUUCUUAUACGCCUUCUCCCUCGAUCUGCUCCUCUACAAGUUCUUGCACGCUGUAGUCGUCCAGGUCCAGAUCCGAUCCGUUGCUGCUCCGACUCCGACAAUAUGGGCGUGUUCGAGCUGCGCAUCGAGCAGCAGGGGGAGCCGUCGCUGGUACCACCGGCGGAGGAGACGCCAACCGGCCUCUACUACCUCUCCAACCUGGACCAGAACAUCGCCGUCAUCGUGCAGACCGUGUACUGCUUCAGGGCGGCUGACGACGGCGGCGCCUGCGACGUGCUGAGGGAGUCGCUGGCGAAGGUGCUCGUCCACUACUACCCGCUCGCUGGGCGGCUGGCGAUCUCAGACGAUGGGAAACUGGUCGUGGACUGCACCGGCGACGGCGCCGUGUUCGUGGAGGCCGAGGCGGACUGCGCCAUGGCGGACAUCGGCGACGUCACCGACCCCGACCCCUCCGUCCUCGGCAGGCUCGUGUACAGCGUCCCCGGCGCCAAGAACAUACUCGAGAUGCCGCUGCUUGCAGCCCAGGUGACCAAGUUCAAGUGUGGCGGCUUCGUGCUGGGGCUGGCCAUCAACCACUGCAUGUUCGACGGCGUCGGCGCCAUGCAGUUCGUCAACUCGUGGGGCGAGACGGCGCGCGGCCUCCCGCUGUCGCUCCCGCCGGCACUCGACCGCGCCGUCCUCCGCGCGCGCGACCCGCCGCAGGUCGACUUCCCGCACCACGAGUUCACGCAGAUCACCGACGACGACGACGACGACGACGGGGAGGACGAGGAGGACCCACUCCUGCACCGCUCGUUCCGGUUCACGCCGGCGUCCAUCGCGCGCCUCAAGGCGGCGGUGGGGGCGCUGGAGGAGGGCCGGCGCGCGUGCACCACGUUCGAGGCGCUGGCCGGGUUCGUGUGGAGCGCGCGCACGCGGGCGCUGGGGAUGCGCCCGUCGCGCCGGAGCAAGCUGCUGUUCGCGGUGGACGGGCGGCCGAGGUUCUCGCCGCCGCUCCCCGCGGGGUACUUCGGCAACGCCAUCGUGCUGACCAGCGCGGCGUGCCCCGCGGGGGAGCUGGCGUCGUCGCUGCCGCGCGCCGUGCGGCUGGUGCGCGGCGCCGCGGCGGCCGUGACGGACGUCUACAUGCGGUCCGCGGUGGACUACUUCGAGGCGACGCGCGCGCGGCCGUCGCUGGCGUCGACACUGCUCAUCACGGCAUGGUCUAGGCUGCCGUUCCGCGCGGCCGACUUCGGCUGGGGCUCGCCCGCCGCGUGCGGCCCUGCAGCGCUCCCCGAGAAGGAGGUGGCGCUGUUCCUGUCGUGCGGGGAGGAGGGAGGCGGCGGCGUCCGCGUCCUGCUCGGGCUGCCGCCCGCGGCCAUGGCCGAGUUCCAGCGGCUCGUGGAGGAGGUCACCGCGGCCUGAAGGACGACAAGAUGACGAAUCCGCAUGUAUACGCCACUGCUGCGUGUCAUUUGUGUGUGUGUGUGUGUGUUUUUUUUUUUGAAAACUUGUUGUUUGUGUUGCUGGUGGCAGUGCUAUGUUCUAGUGAACACGUCCUUGUUAUUGAUGACAUUUUAAUGAACGCACAAUACUCGUUCGAGUCUGGCAA
Molecule: messenger RNA, 1643 nt
Organism: Sorghum bicolor (sorghum)
Lineage: Eukaryota; Viridiplantae; Streptophyta; Magnoliopsida; Poales; Poaceae
Product: omega-hydroxypalmitate O-feruloyl transferase
Exons: 2
Coding region: 155-1456 (433 amino acids)
Molecular function (GO): acyltransferase activity, transferring groups other than amino-acyl groups
Source: RefSeq, a predicted model, not a curated record